Messenger RNA from Fulvia fulva, 282 nucleotides. RefSeq lists its product as uncharacterized. Gene Ontology annotation, biological process: secondary metabolite biosynthetic process. The transcript is spliced from 2 exons. The record is from RefSeq and is a predicted model, not a curated record. The coding region runs from base 1 to 282 and encodes 93 amino acids. NCBI's taxonomy places the organism in Eukaryota, Fungi, Ascomycota, Dothideomycetes, Mycosphaerellales, Mycosphaerellaceae.
AUGGACACACCGAUCCGCAUCGCAAUAGUAGGUGGCAGCAUCGGAGGCUGUAGCCUCGCCAAUGGCCUCCUCCCGCUCCAGCACAUCACCUUUGAUGUCUUCGAAAGCAAGGAGAACUUUAGCGAACGCGGUGCUGCAAUUGCUAUGCACACGAAUGCUCUCGCUGCACUGAGGUGUAUGGGCAUCGAUGCUGACCGAAUCCUGAGAGAUGCUCGGGCGGUCAAGCGAGAUGUAUUGCAGACUAUUGUUGGCUGUGGUGCGAACGCCGGUGAGGAGUUCUGA